AUUACUAGUUGGGAAAUGGGUAUCUGCAUCUCCAAAGCAUCUUCUGAGAUUCAUGAUGCAGAUUAUGGGCAUGAAAAUGUGGUCCACUUUGGGGACUGUAAUGGAGUUGAAGUAAUUGCUUCUGCUUUCUCUCAUCCAGGAAGUAAAGGAAUCAAUCAAGAUGCUGCAAUUCUGUAUCAGGGGUAUGGAGUUGAGAGUGGGGAUUUUUGUGGAGUUUUUGAUGGGCAUGGGAAGAAUGGUCACUAUGUGAGCAAGCUAGUGAGAAACAAUUUGCCAUCUCUGCUCCUCAAUCAAGCAAAAUUUCUGCCAAAAAUUUCUAACAAACUGGGUGAUGAUGAUACAACACAGAAUAAGAGUUUCCUUAAAUGGAAAGAGGGUUGUGUAAGUGCCUUUAAGUUGAUGGACAAACAAAUUAAACAGCAUGAGAAGCUGGACUGUUGUACCAGUGGAACCACUGCUGUGAUUGCCAUCAGACAGGAUGAAGAUCUUGUGGUUGCUAAUCUAGGCGAUUCGCGGGCAGUUCUUGGAAGAAAAACAGAUAAUGGAGUCAAAGCUAUUCAGUUAACAACUGAUCUUAAGCCUUCUGUGCCCUGUGAAGCUGAAAGAAUAAGGAAGUGUAAUGGGAGGGUGAUAGCCUUAAAGGAAGAGCCUCACAUCCAGAGAGUAUGGUUGCCAAAUGAAGACACACCAGGCCUAGCCAUGUCACGAGCUUUCGGGGAUUUCUUGCUCAAAUACCAUGGCAUAAUCUCCACGCCAGAGGUCUCCUACCACAAUCUAUCUCCCAAUGAUCACUUCCUUGUCCUUGCAACGGAUGGGGUGUGGGAUGUGCUGAGCAAUGAUGAGGUUAUGUCAAUAGUGUGUUCAGCGUAUGAAUACGGGGAAGAAAUGGCGGCGAAAGCGGUGGUGAAGGCUGCCGUUGAUGCAUGGAAGCGGAGGUUUCCCAACUCUAGGAGGGAUGACUGCACUGCCAUCUGCCUUUUCUUGCAAAAAUAGUCUUUUUUUCUUUUUUGAAAUACUAAAGUAGAUAUUAAGAGAUGUUUGGUCCAAGUUAUACAACAUAAUCAAGGGAAUGUGACAUUUCAAAA
Molecule: messenger RNA, 1085 nt
Organism: Ipomoea triloba (trilobed morning glory)
Lineage: Eukaryota; Viridiplantae; Streptophyta; Magnoliopsida; Solanales; Convolvulaceae
Product: probable protein phosphatase 2C 72
Exons: 5
Coding region: 16-993 (325 amino acids)
Biological process (GO): protein dephosphorylation
Molecular function (GO): protein serine/threonine phosphatase activity
Source: RefSeq, a predicted model, not a curated record